Molecule: messenger RNA, 833 nt
Organism: Ceratosolen solmsi marchali
Lineage: Eukaryota; Metazoa; Arthropoda; Insecta; Hymenoptera; Agaonidae
Exons: 3
Coding region: 452-688 (78 amino acids)
Source: RefSeq, a predicted model, not a curated record
AAAAAAGUAAGCGGCGAGUGGGAGAGGGGCACGGCUAAUCCUGGGCCGCGACGUCGACCGCGCGAUGGCAGCAUUGCUAACCCCGAGCAAGGUGCGCCAUCUCUGGCGGGGGCGAGCUACGCUCUUCGGCCCGGGUGUCCACCUCUACCUUAUCGUCCGCGAGAAGUCGCCGAACUCGUGCAACAAGUGUUGGAAGAUCCGACUUUGGCGGCCUGGUGCAACUUUUACCCGCGACGACCGUCCAGCCCGAGAUCCUGCCUCACCAAGCGAGCGCGGUCGGUGCCUCUCCCCGCUCCUGGUUCAAAAAGGAAAGGCAAAAAGUACGCUAAGAACGAAGUCGACGAAUUCGAAUGUACGUCCGUGCGUCCGGGUCGCCGCGCGAACGUGUUUUCGACGGGCGCCGUCUGUGCUGUCGGGCUGUCACCGCCAACGUUCUCGUUAACCUCGAAAAAUGGCCGAUACCGUGGCCGUUGUCGUCGCCGACGCUGCCACAGCCACCGCAGCGGGCGCUACGUCCGAGGGCUCUGGCACCGAGGAGAAGAGGAGGCCCGAGGACGAGGACGAGCGCCCGGAAGCAUUGUUCGCCGAUUCAGCAGAAAUUGCUAAAGAUGAUAAAGACUUGACUACUCAUGAAACUAUUUCAGAAGAAACGGAUAAGCUGCUUAAUGGAGAUACUGUUAAUGGAUAAAAGCCAGGAAAAGUGGUCAAGUUUGAUAGACGCUAAAGGGUUUACUUUUCUCCCAAGACUUUUUUAAUAUAAUGUAAUCAAAGUCAAGUAAGGUUGCUUGAGUUAGCAAAUCAAUUAUUGCUGGGAAAUACGCUGCAACUUCGAC